AUGGAUGUGAUAUACCGAAGUGGAACCAAAUUGAUUUGGUCGAGCAGCAUGAACGACGAUCGGCAAACGUCGCUGGAAGACAAGCUCAAGGGAUUCGAGUGGUGGAGACGGUCCCUACAGUACAGAACGGGAUUAGGGCUAGAUGAGGAGGAAAAGUUGCAAUUUGAACACGAUUACCGUGUGAAAAAUCUUCCCCAGAAAUGUGAUAGUUGUAUUGAAUACCGAGACUGGAUGUUCAAGUACUCGCCAUCGGUCAAGUUUAUGAUGGAGCACGUGCAGAAGUUGGGAGGAAACCUUAGUAGCAAGAACAUCACCUGUGAUAUGUGUGAUGGGAUGAAAGGUGGAGGGUUUCAUCCAGAAAUGGGUAUUUUACUUUGUCUGAAUUGGAUCAAAGACAAGUGGCAAUUAGAAGAUAUCCUCACACACGAGCUCGUCCAUGCCUACGACCACCUCAAGUUCAAGGUGGACCUUACAAACCUCAAACAUCAUGCUUGUACUGAGAUCAGAGCAUCAGCAUUGAGUGGAGAAUGUAGAAUAUUGAAUGAGAUAAAAAAGACCGGGCUCGGAGACUUUGGAAGCAAGUUCCAGGCAUGUGUCAGGAGAAGAGCAGCUAUAUCUGUGAGCGCCAACCCCAAUUGCAGCUCGAAAGAAGAAGCAGAAAGUGUGGUGAAUGCAGUAUGGGAAUCAUGUUUCAACGAUACCCGACCAUUCGAGCGAGUAUACCGAUAA
Messenger RNA from Meyerozyma guilliermondii ATCC 6260, 729 nucleotides. RefSeq names its product putative metalloprotease. NCBI's taxonomy places the organism in Eukaryota, Fungi, Ascomycota, Pichiomycetes, Serinales, Debaryomycetaceae. The transcript has a single exon. Gene Ontology annotation, biological process: mitochondrial proton-transporting ATP synthase complex assembly; mitochondrial protein processing. Gene Ontology annotation, molecular function: metalloendopeptidase activity. The record is from RefSeq and is a predicted model, not a curated record. Gene Ontology annotation, cellular component: extrinsic component of mitochondrial inner membrane. Bases 1 to 729 code for a protein of 242 amino acids.